This is a messenger RNA of Stomoxys calcitrans (stable fly), 9805 nucleotides long. It is a transcript of the gene MRP, whose product is annotated as multidrug resistance-associated protein 1. Gene Ontology annotation, biological process: transmembrane transport. The transcript is spliced from 15 exons. Bases 218 to 4873 code for a protein of 1551 amino acids. Gene Ontology annotation, molecular function: ABC-type transporter activity; ATP hydrolysis activity; ATP binding. The record is from RefSeq and is a predicted model, not a curated record. Gene Ontology annotation, cellular component: membrane. NCBI's taxonomy places the organism in Eukaryota, Metazoa, Arthropoda, Insecta, Diptera, Muscidae.
CCGAGCGCGACGGUUAUACAACUCGAAUACGAAUUCAAGCGUGAGUGUGCGUAGAGUGAGUGUAGCGUAGCGUUCAUUAUACAAUUGGAAAAAAGGAGCACGUUUCGCCGCGAACGGACGACAACGACGGGCUGGGCGCUGGUUAAUAAACUAAACAAAUAAACAAGAGGAGGCAGCAGGCGUUUGGAAGCAUUGUUGCUGCCAGAAUAACAAAGCUAUGGCAACCGACAAUGCUCAUCCAAUGGAUGAGUUUUGUGGUUCAACAUUUUGGGAUGCCAAUGAGACCUGGUACACCGUAGAUCCAGAUUUUUCACCAUGUUUCGAACAGACCGUUCUUGUUUGGGCACCAUGUGCCUUUAUGUGGUUAUUUUGUAUAUUCGAUUUUUACUAUCUCAAGGCCAGUUUAGAUAAGAAUAUACCAUGGAAUAAAUUGAACAUAAGUAAAUUGUUGCUGACCUUGUGUUUGUUGGUGUUGACAGCGGUCGACUUUGUGAUGGCUCUUGUGAAGAGGGGCAAUGAAGAAACCGCUGAUCUUAUCUUUCCCGUUGACAUAUGGACACCCGUUAUUAAAUUUGCCACCUUUGUGCUUAUACUCAUAUUUAUACCUCUAAAUCGCAAAUAUGGUGUACAAACAUCGGGUUGUCAAUUCCUAUUUUGGUUCUUUUUGACCAUUCUAUCCAUACCGCGUUGUCGCACUGAAGUGCGGGCUGAACGCGAACGUUCCCAAGCAGUGGAAUCAACCAUUGGCGAUGAGCCUGAUUUCUCCUGGGAUGAAUAUAAAUACACCAGUUUCAUGAUCUACUUUGCCUUUUGCUGUGCUAUGUUAUUCCUGAAUUGCUUUGCCGAUGCUUUGCCCAGAGAAACCAAGUAUACACGCAGUAGCAAAGAAAUUCCAGAAAACUCGGCUAGCUUUUUGUCUCGUAUUACGUAUCAAUGGUUCGAUACCAUGGCCUGGCGUGGUUACAGAAAUCCUUUGGAAGAGAAGGACCUGUGGGACCUGCGUCCUCAGGAUAGCUGCAAAGAAGUUAUGCCCAUAUUUGCCUACUAUUGGAAUAAGAAUGUACGAAAGAACUACAAAGUUGAUCCCAGUCAGCCCAAGGUUAAGUUCAGCAAUGGCAAGGUAUCCUUUGAUAAUCCUCAUGGUGAUAAAAAUGGCCGUAAAAAGGGUGAAGCUUCUAUAAUGCCACCCAUUAUCAAAUCAUUCGGAGGAGUUUUCCUUUUUGGCUCCAUGAUGAAGCUAUUCACUGAUGUUUUGACAUUUGCUCAACCCCAAGUGUUGCGUUUAAUUAUUGGUUUCGUGGAAGAUUUUGCCGACAAUGGAAAGGAACGCCAACCCGAAUGGAAGGGUAUUUUCUAUGCUGUAUUAUUGUUCGUUUUAGCUGCCUUACAAACCAUUAUAUUGGGUCAAUACUUCCAUCGUAUGUUUAUUGUGGGUCUUCGCAUUCGCACGGCAUUGAUUAAUGCCAUUUAUCGCAAGGCUUUGGUUCUAUCCAAUGCCACUCGCAAGGAGUCAACUGUUGGUGAAAUCGUUAAUUUAAUGGCAGUGGAUGCCCAACGUUUUAUGGAUUUAACAACUUACUUGAACAUGUUAUGGUCGGCGCCUUUGCAAAUUGGUUUAGCCUUGUACUUCUUGUGGCAAUUGUUGGGCCCAUCUGUGUUAGCUGGUCUGGCCGUUAUGAUUAUUCUGAUUCCUGUAAAUGGUGUAAUAGCCAAUCGCAUAAAGACCUAUCAAAUCAGACAAAUGAAAUAUAAGGAUGAGCGUGUUAAAUUGAUGAAUGAGGUGCUAAGUGGGAUAAAGGUCUUGAAAUUAUAUGCCUGGGAGCCAAGUUUCGAAAAACAAGUUUUGCAGAUUCGAGACAAGGAAAUUGCUACCCUUAAGUCGACAGCAUAUCUCAAUGCCAGUACAUCAUUCUUAUGGUCCUGCGCACCAUUUUUGGUCUCAUUGGUCACAUUUGCCACAUAUGUUUUAAUUGAUGAAAAUAAUGUACUCGAUGCUACUAAAACUUUUGUCUCAUUAUCAUUAUUCAAUAUCUUACGUUUUCCCCUAACCAUGUUGCCCAUGUUGAUUUCCAAUUUGGUCCAAACACAAGUCUCUGUCAAUCGUAUAAACAAAUUUAUGAACAGCGAGGAAUUGGAUCCCAAUAAUGUACAACAUGAUCCCAAAAAACCUAAUCCCCUGUCCAUUGAAAAUGGUUCCUUCUCAUGGGGCGAUGGUGAUAUUACUCUAAAGAAUAUCAAUAUGCAAGUAAAGAAAAAUACCCUUUGUGCUAUUGUCGGAACAGUGGGUUCUGGCAAAUCGUCUGUGGUGCAAGCCUAUCUUGGAGAAAUGGAGAAAAUUUCCGGCAGUGUCAAUACAGUGGGCACCAUUGCCUAUGUGCCACAACAAGCUUGGAUUCAAAAUUCUACACUGCGUGAUAAUAUUUUGUUUGGACGACCAUAUGAUCGCAAACGUUACAAUCGUGUCAUUGAUGCUUGUGCUUUACGUCCCGACAUUGAGAUGCUUUCGGCUGGAGAUCAAACGGAAAUUGGUGAAAAGGGUAUUAAUUUGUCGGGUGGUCAGAAACAGCGUAUUUCAAUGGCUCGCGCCGUAUACAGUGAUGCGGACCUGUAUUUCUUGGAUGAUCCUUUGAGUGCUGUAGAUGCACAUGUGGGUAAACACAUGUUCGAAGAAGUUAUUGGACCCAAAGGGCUAUUGGCCAAAAAGACCAGAGUUUUAGUUACUCAUGGCAUUACGUUCUUGCCACAAACUGAUAACAUCUAUGUCAUGAAAUUGGGAGAAAUUAGUGAAAGCGGUACUUAUCAGCAUUUGCUGAAUAAGAAAGGAGAUUUCUCCGAUUUUCUGUUGCAACAUUUGCAAGAAGGUAGCGAAGAAUUGGAAGAGUUGGAUGUCAUUAAGCAACAAUUGGAGGGUACUUUACAAUCCGAUGAAUUGAAGAACAAAUUCCGCAAGGCAAUUACUUUGGCUAAACAGGAAAGUUUAUCUGAUUCUGUUUCGGUGCGUUCGUUUGAAAGUGGAAAUAGCAGUCUGAGACGACGCAGAAGAAUGGAUUCACAGACAUCCGUUACUUCGGUGGCAUCUAAAAAGGAUUUACAACUUGAGGAGCAAGGCAAACUGAUUGAAACGGAAAAAUCUCAAACCGGUGGGGUCGACUUUGCCGUUUAUAAACAUUACAUUAAAAGUGUUGGCAUUUUCCUAUCUAUGGCCACCUUGAUUUUAAAUUUUGUAUUCCAAGCAUUCCAAAUUGGAUCAAAUAUUUGGUUGACUAAGUGGUCCAACGAUAAAAACGUGGCCAACGAUACUAGCUUGCGUGACAUGUAUUUGGGCGUUUAUGGUGCCUUUGGUUUCGGACAGGGUAUAUGCUCUUAUUUUGCUGUAGUAUGCAUCUACUAUGGUACAUUUGAGGCUGCCAAGUCCAUCCAUAAUGAUCUCUUGAGAAUUAUAAUGCGAAAUUCGGUAUGCCGUUUCUUUGAUAUAACACCCCUCGGUCGUCUGCUGAAUCAUUUUAGCGGUGAUAUGGAAGUAAUUGAUGGAGAUCUCCCGGCGACAGUGGAUACUUUAUUGACAUUUGUGUUUUCGGUAUUGGCUACCAUUGUUGUGAUUAGUUUAUCCACCCCCAUAUUCUUGGCGGUAAUUGUGCCCAUUGCAUUUUUGUACUAUUUCGCACAACGUUUCUAUGUGGCCACAUCUAGACAGCUUAUGCGUUUGGAAUCUGUAUCGAGAUCACCGAUUUAUUCGCAUUUUGGAGAAACUGUCACAGGUGUUUCCACCAUACGAGCAUAUUCGGUACAAGAUAGAUUUAUUGAUGAAUCGGACAAUAAAGUGGACAAAAAUCAAAUUUGCAAAUAUCCCUCACUUAUUGCAAAUCGUUGGUUGGCCAUUCGCCUGGAAAUGGUGGGUAAUUUGAUUAUUUUAUUUGCCUCUUUGUUUGCUGUCUUGGGUGGUCAAACCAAUCCCGGCUUAGUGGGUCUCUCCAUCAGUUAUGCCCUGCAAGUAACACAAACUUUGAAUUGGUUGGUGCGCAUGUCCUCGGAUAUUGAGACGAAUAUUGUUGCAGUAGAACGUAUAAAGGAAUAUGGCGAGACUAAACAGGAGGCACCUUGGGUAAUCGAAAACAACAAAGUACCCAGAGAAUGGCCUGAAAAUGGUCAAGUAGUGUUCGAUAAUUUCAAAGUGCGUUAUCGUGAAGGUUUAGAUUUGGUGUUGCGUGGCAUAAGUUUCAAAAUUGCUGGCGGUGAAAAAGUUGGCAUUGUUGGUCGCACUGGUGCCGGCAAAUCGAGUUUGACAUUAUCUUUGUUCCGUAUCAUCGAAGCGUCUGGUGGUCGCAUUCUCAUAGAUGGUAUCGAUAUUGCCUCUUUGGGUUUGCACAUGUUGCGCUCUCGCCUUACCAUUAUACCUCAAGAUCCUGUACUUUUCUCUGGUUCUCUUCGCAUUAAUUUGGAUCCCUUCGAAGUGAAGAGUGAUGAUGAAAUUUGGAAAGCUUUGGAAUUAUCUCAUUUGAAGGCAUUUGUUAAAUCAUUGCCCUCCGGCUUGAAUCAUGAGAUUACCGAAGGUGGUGAGAAUUUGUCUGUAGGUCAACGUCAAUUGGUUUGUUUAGCUCGUGCCUUAUUGCGUAAAACUAAAGUUUUGGUGUUGGAUGAAGCCACAGCAGCUGUGGAUCUGGAAACCGAUGAUUUGAUUCAGAAAACUAUUCGUUCAGAAUUUAAGGAGUGUACAAUUUUGACAAUUGCCCAUCGGUUGAAUACAAUCAUGGACUCAGACAAAGUUAUUGUCCUUGAUAAGGGUGAAAUAUCGGAAUUUGAUUCACCUAAUAAUCUUUUGAAUAAUCCUCAAAGCGCCUUCUACAGCAUGGCUAAAGAUGCCAAUUUAGUGUAAACAUGAUUAUUUUUUUAAAUUUUAUUUUCUUUUUUCUGUGUUAAUUUAUUUACAUUCUACAAUGAUGUUGUAUGCUAACAGACACCAAACAUGAUCACUUUCCUUGCAAAACUCAGAGAAAACCACAAACCACCAAAUUUUUUUCCCACAAAAAAAAAACAAACACACAAAUUGUAAUAAAUCACUACAAAAGUCCACACUUGCAGAAAUUCAUUAAAAAAUUAUCAGCAUUUCUUGUAUAACAUGUUAAUUUAAUUUUUAUUUUUUUGGUGUUGUUUUUGUAUACAAAUUUUUCUUUUGCCUGAUGAGUGAUAAUUUCAAGUAUCAUUUUUAUGGUUUUGUUUUAUGAGAAAUGUUUUGAUUUAUAUAUUUUUUUCUUUUGACAUAUUUGGCGUUUUUGUGAAUAUUUUUGGGGGCUAAAGCCAGUAACAUCAAAUCUCCAAAAUAAAAUGUAACUUUUUUAAUAAUACAUUAUUUCUUAAAACUGCCCCUUAAUCUAAGUAGUACUUAACAAACGUCUAAAGUUCCCUAUAAAUAUUCACAUAAGCGUUUUUGCAUUUUGUUGGCAAUAUGAUUUUUUUUCUGUAUUAUAUAAUUUUUUGUUGUUGUAUAUACAAUUUGUGGUUUCUUUUUUUAACUUUAAUGGUUUUCUUCUUUUCUUUUCCAUAAAAACUUUAUCAAAGUCGUAAACGUUUGACAACACAAACUUCUGAAAGUGAAUUAUAAUCAAAAAACAAAAAAAAACCAAUUCAAUCAAACUUCUGAGAUAUACACGAAACGAGUUACUUAAACAAAAAAAAUUUUAAAAAUAACUUUAUAUAGCUUAAAAUGUUUGUAUAUACUACCUCAAUAUCCUUGCCGUCGAAAGGAUAUAAAUGCAACAAGCAAUGUGUUAAUACUGUAAGCUUAUAGGAAACAAUCCUGAGAACUUUAAUCGAUUUUGCUAUGGCGAAUGAAUGGAAAUGAGAGUUUCGUUAUAUAACACAUUGCCCAAAACCAUUUUAUAUACAUAUAAAUAUAUAUAUAUGUUUUUAGUUUUAAGAUUUCUAUUAUGUUUGCUUUGCUUUUGGGAAUUGGAUAAUACUUUUUUUACUACAUUAGCUAUAUGCUAAUAGUCUAUACUAACAGGAUUUUGGUUACCAAAAUUAUUAUAAAACACAAUCUAACAUCUAUCAACUCGAAUUAGGAUGUACAUCUUCAGGUGUAUUUAUAUAUAUAUAUAUAUAUUUUUUUUAAUUGGUGUUUACAAUUUAAAGUUUAGUAAAGUAUAAAGUUAUUCUUUUCAAAAUAUUGGCCAUACAAAUUUCUCUUAAUAAAAUCAAUUUUCAUAUAAGAUGAUAGAGUUGCUUAAAUCGAAGGAUUCAAUAGAUCAUUGCCCUCAAUUUUGAAUAAAAAUUCGUGUUAGCCCAUUAACGAAGAAUGGAUGGAUACAUCUUGGUUUAUAUUGUGUGAGUUACACAACAAAUGCACGCACUCAUCAAACGGAAUAAGUUAACCAACUCCCAACUCUGAAAGCCAAUAUUAAACCACAUUAUUGACAAUUUUUAGAAAUUCGUGUGAAGCAAAAGGUGCAUGGUGUAUAACUCAGCCCACAGAACGCAUGUGGGCGCAUUUGAUUGCUUAAGCACGCAUACCGCGCUGCGCGUGGUAUGUAACUCCAGUUUAAGGUGUUAAGGUAAUAGUAUGAAAGGUUUCAAGGCACCAGUUUACAAGCCCCUAAACUUGAUCACCCCAGCCUUUUGAAAAUUUGUGCGGUUAUCUGUCUCUACCCGUUCUCAAGCGGCAGAUUUUUUAACUGUUUUCUGUUCGAUCCCAUGGCGAAAUAAAGGUGGUCUCAUUUCUACAACAAGCACAAUCAUAUUGUGCAAUCAGCCAUCGAGCCAAUCGUCGUUUUGCCAACACACGCAAACAAAUUUGUGUGCGUGUGUAUACGUGUGCGUGCAUGGGCAGAGAAUAUGCGAGAUAGAAGAUAACAGCAAAGAGAAUACAAACAAAAAUCUGGCAUCUUAAUACCGUCAAACCUGGCCGGCUGUUAAUAGCUAUUCGCGAGAAACUACCUUUUUAAAUCCUCCUUGUUUCAAUCCCAGGCCAUUGUGUUGUGUGUAAAAGCACAGUUUUUUGAAUCACCCCAAAUUUUUGUCUAAAUAUUUUUUUUUGCAACUCUAACAUUCUUUGUAGACUUAUAUCUAUAACAAAACCCCACAACUCACAACAAAUCACAGCUUUAGAAUUAAAACGUUUACUAGCAGGCCAAUAUCAUGAACGCGCUCAUUUCCAUUCCAACUUUCGCUAAUUUUGUCAAAUUUUGAUUAAACUUCUCAGGAACUUUAGUAAACAUGUACAUCGUUGUUUCCUAUUCUUAAAAAUGUGAACUUUUUUUUGAGUAUAUAUUAGUGCGAUUUUUAAACAUGAAAAUGCAAACUAUAGCUGAAAUAUAUACUUAUAACCCAUAAAUUACCUAUGUAAUAUACAAACCAAUUAUAGCCAGAAUUUACUUACGAUUAUCGAUCUACUUAACACUUAAACUUAUUAUAAUUUUUUUUUUCAAUUGUUCCCACCCUUUUAAAAUAUUGUAAACAUCAAAAUAAAACAAAUUAUGGCCUAACAGACAAUAUGUAUACACGUGCAUAUUUUUCUAAAUUUUUUUUUUAUUUUCAUUUUAUUAUUAAAUUACAGAAAUUAUUUUAAUGUGGUCCUUAAGACUACACAGUGCUCGAUACAAAUCCCAAUUUUUUUUUUUUUUCGUUUAAGUAAAUCCAAAUGCAGUCAAAACUAUGUAAGGGGAACACUGUUAAGAAAGAAAUGUAAAAAAUAGUUUUCUUCAAAACCCAUCAAAUGGAAUAGGUCUUGUCUAGCAUAUUUUUAAUCAAAUUCUUAAGAAUUUGGUCAAUCCCAGAAAGGGUUUUUAAAUAAAGCAACUCAGCUGUUUUUCGAGCGAUUUGGAUCGUUCAAGCAUUCAUCCUUAAAGAACGUUUACACUGAUCAUUUAAAUCAAUUUUAAUGGCUCAAUCAUCUAUUUUCCCUUUAUAAAAUCCGCUGACUUGAACCAUUAAUACGGAUUUAAUGAGCAGUGCAAUCGGGGUUUUGGCGGAUUUGGUUUAGGGCUGUGGAUUCUAUCGCAAUUAAGGUUAUGAAGCCGGAGUCGGAGUAAGUUUGUUUCGACUCCGACCAAAAAAUCCAACUUAGAGUCGAAACCCAACCAAGUCAAGAGUCAGAGUGGAAACAAAUCGCUAGUGGCGAAGACUCGUAGUAUGGAGUCAAAUUAAAGAGAAACAGCGAGACUGGUGGUAAAGAUGUUAUUUAAUUUGCAUAGCUUUUGCAUUUUUUAAUAAAUUCGCAGUAUAGGAAAAUGCAUUUAAACGAAAUUGCAAUGUUUUCACAAAAAAAAAAUUUAUUUUUUUUUUUGUAAAUUUAACACAAAACACAUGCAGUUUUAUAAACAUGUAAUUUUUUUAUACAAGGUUACCAUAUAGUCAGUUAAAUUCCCUAAAAAUUGUUAUCAACGUAACGAAUUUUUAUGAAAAUGUGGCAAUGUUUUCAGAGAAAAAUGUAUUGAGAGCGACGCUGCCAAAAUAGAAUAUAAUAAUAUAUUUCCGCUUCAUAACGCAACACUCUGACUCUAGCCGUGGCGGAUUUUUAUUUUUUCCCAUAUAAAAUGUAUCUUAACAAUUUGACGCUAACUCUGGACUCUUUGAUUGGGUUUAGACACUGCCUAAAUAGAAUAUAAUAUAUUUCCGCUUCAUAACGCAACAAUCUGACUCUAGCCGCGGCGGAUUUUCAUUUUUUUUCCUUAUAAAAUGCAUCUAAACAACUUGACGCUAACUCUUACUCCCAAAGGUAAGACUAUCCAGCUCUGAUAUGGUUAAUUUUUUUUUUGAUUGGCUUCACAUGGAGCUGGGUAUUCUGUUCGAGCGGAAUGCUGUCUAGCUACAUACAAAAAAACGUUGACUAAAAAUAGGCGAAAAAGUAGUACUCUGUAGUCAGGAUGCACUAAUAAGGUGAGGUCAUGGGAACAGCUGUGUUAAAUUUUUUUUAUUUUUGUUUUGAUUUUGCAGUAAAUCUGCACUAAUAAGGUGGGGUCAUGGGAACAGCUAUGUACAUUUUUUUUUAUUUCUGUUUUGAUUUUACAGUAAAUCUAAAUGUCAAAGGCUUGAAAACACAGCUGUAAUAUUUUUCUAAAAUCUUAAAAAUAUGUUCUAUUUGAUCCAAUAUUUCACACAUAAGCAACAAAAAUAGUGUUAUAAUGACGAAAAAAAAAAUACAAAUAUAAACCAUAUUUGUAAAAGAUAAGUUUUAAAACAAACUUUAUUUGUAAAACCGCUUUGCCAUUUCAAUUUACGGUAUUUGCCACUGAAGGUAGUUUCGUUGGGGGUAGAUUUUUGUUGUUGUGCUAAUGACGCUACCUCUUCGUAGUACCAUGCUCUGUAGUAUAUAAAUUAGUAUUAUCUAAGAACAUGCUGCAAGCAGAAUGCUGCUCUCAAUGGCGUUUACAUUUUCAUAAUAUGCAUUAUUUCCUUUACCGUGAAGGAAACUAUGGCGUAAUGCACGUAUAUAGGGUUUCGGCCGUCUUAGCUUUCUAUAUGUUUCUUUUUGCGAUAAAUUUGUUUUUUUUGUCCGAGCUGCUUGCUUUUCGCGAAUAUUCCGAAAGCAGAAUAGAAUACAAACUUACAGACAUGUGUUUACAUGUACGUUCGAUGAAAUAAGAGUUGCCACAUUUGAAAAUACAUAUGAGAAUAGUACCACCUUUGCUACACACCCUGCAUUACUUAAUAUAAAAACCUCCCAACACCCCCUUAUCCGGUUUUGACUGCAUUAUAUAUAUUUUUUUUUCUUUCGUUUUUUUUUUUGUUUUCUUACAAGUAUUGUGUAAUUUAUAUAUUUAUUUAAUAUGCAAUAAAAAUUGCAGUUGAAAGUAUAUCAGUUAAAUCUAAA